AUGACCAAGUUGUUUCGAUCCAAUGACCAAAAUCUUCGUCGCAUGCUUUACCUAGUGAUUAAAGAAUUGUCUGCUGUUGCCGAUGACGUGAUUAUUGUUACUAGCAGCUUAGCUAAAGAUAUGACCGGCCCAGAAAUUGCUUUUCGAGGUCCUGCAAUUCGGGCGCUUUGCACUAUUACGGAUGUAGCGAUGGUUCAAAGUAUUGAACGCUACCUAAAACAGGCUGUAGUAGAUAAGUCUCCUGCAAUAGCAUCAGCUGGGUUGACGUUAGCAUAUAAGUUAAUGGAUGUUUGUCCGGAUAUAAUCAAAAGAUGGACGAAUGAAGUACAAGAAGCUGCAUCGGGCUCUCGUAUAAUGGUACAAUAUCAUGCUCUUGGUCUGUUGUAUUUAAUUCGUCAAUCUGAUCGACUUGCUGUGACAAAAAUGAUUCAAAAGUUUACUCGGUCUACUUUGAGAUCCCCUUACGCCUACUGUCUCAUGAUAAGGAUAGUAGCGAAGCAGUUGGAUGAAGAUGGGCACUCGAAUAAUCCACAAUUAUAUGGGUUUUUGGAGUCAUCUCUUCGCCAUAAAUCGGAGAUGGUCAUAUAUGAAGCAGCUCGAGCAAUAAUUAGCCUCCGAAACUUAACAGCUAAAGAGUUAGCACCUGCUGUGGGUGUUUUACAACUGCUUUGUACGUCUUCCAAACCUGCGUUACGAUAUGCUGCUGUACAUACGUUAAAUGCUGUCGCCAGUAACCAUCCUGCAGCGGUAACUGCAUGUAAUCUCGAUCUUGAGCAACCAAUCGGUGAUCCUAAUAGAAGCAUUGCAACACUUGCAAUAACAACUUUACUAAAGACGGGUAACGAGUCGAAUGUUGAACGUUUGCUAAAACAUGUAUCUCCGUUCAUGAGUGAAAUAAGCGAUGAGUUUAAAAUAGUCGUAUUGGAGUCUAUCCAUGCAUUAGCAACAAAGUACCCCAAAAAGUAUACAGUGUUAUUAAACUUUUUAUCUGGACUUCUUCGUGAUUCGGCUGGAUACACUUUUAAAAAAGCAGUUGUGGUUGCUAUCGAAUCAAUUAUCAAACAAAUUCCAGAAGUCAAAAGUAUAGGUUUGUUACAAUUAUGUGACUUCAUAGAGGAUUGUGAACAUGUUAAACUAACACAGCGUAUACUCCAUCUGUUAGGACGGGAGGGACCCUACCUCAAACGUCCUCGUCAAUUUACUCGUUACAUUUACAGUAGUUAUACUCGAAUCAGCUCCCAUUAA
Molecule: messenger RNA, 1245 nt
Organism: Schistosoma mattheei
Lineage: Eukaryota; Metazoa; Platyhelminthes; Trematoda; Strigeidida; Schistosomatidae
Source: the annotation of a GenBank genome assembly